AUCAGAAAAACGACAGCGCGAUAAAAAUUAGUAUUGUUGCACUUCACAAAUUAAUGACCAUGAGUUCCUACUUGAUAAACUCCAACUAUAUCGAGCCUUCCUUUCCUCCAUGCGACGAAUAUCAGCAGAGCGGAUACAUCCCCAACGCUGGUGAUUACUACGAGCGGCCAAAAGAUACGGGCUUCCCCCAUCACGAAGAACCAUCCUAUCCGAGGUCAAACUACACAGAAACGGGAUACGAUUACGGUAACGUCCCUGCUACCGGACUCGAUGAUUUCGGGGAUGGGCAUCACGCACAGCCGCAGCCGGUUCCACAGAGCCACGGUCCUCGCCUCUCCGCGGCCCCAGACGGUGGCGCAGGGGAAAAUGCCAGCAAAGACUGCAGCCUCACCAGUGAGGCAUAUCCCGGCGUAGCGAAGGGCAAGGAGCCGGUGGUCUAUCCGUGGAUGAAAAAGGUCCACGUUAACAACGUCAAUCCCAAUUACACUGGAGGAGUGCCCAAGAGGUCCCGCACUGCAUACACCCGCCAGCAGGCUCUGGAGCUGGAGAAGGAAUUCCACUUCAACCGGUACCUGACCCGGCGCAGGCGGGUGGAGAUUGCGCACACCAUGUGUCUGUCCGAGCGCCAGGUCAAGAUCUGGUUUCAGAACCGGAGGAUGAAGUGGAAGAAGGAGCACAAGCUUCCCAACACGAAGAUCCGCUCCUCCAGCUCGGCCUCGUCCUCAGCCUCGGGGCCCCAGCAGCAGCAGAUCAAAACAGGCCAGCAGCUUGUCCCCACGCCGUGCACCGCAGGUCUAUAGUGCUGAAAUUAACCCCGUACCACAAAACCCAAUCCAGACUGAGAUGGCAAAUAUCACAAGUGGAAUUUGAUGGACCGAUUCUCAGUAUUUUACACACAUGGUGUUAUCUAUUUCACCUUGCCUCUGCCAUUGGGCCCCUGUCACGUCCUUUGUACCCUUUCCCUCUCCUGUCGUCCUCGCCCUCUUCAUAUAAGCUUGAAAUUCACCUUUUAUUGCCACGGUGGCCACUGAAGUGUUUCUAUAUUUGUUUAUUAUUAUGAAAGAAGGAUAACGCACAUUCAAAUGUAGGAUCAAUAUGUAUCAUUACAGUUAACAUUCAGUGAGGUAAACAGUAUUUUUUCUAUGUUCUCUGAGUAUUGUUUUUUCAUUAUUUUUUUAUUAUUGCUCAUGGAAAGCUCUAAUAUACUUGAAAGAUAUUUAGCGAGACUCUCGAUGCCUGUUAGAAAACCAGACGGCUGAUUUAGAGGUAAGGCAUCAGUCAGAGUAACAGUGUUUGUGUGUUUGAGUGGGUUGGUUUACUGUUGAAUGUAGUCCAGGUGACAUUCACAUUUAAUGUACAUAGGCAAAUCAUAAUGAAGGCACAAUAAGGAAAGCAUUUCGUCAAGUAGAAUUAUGUUUGUUGGUGUUGUAAAGUCUAGGUUUAUUUGUGCUAGUCCGUCCCAUGUUGUGCUGUGUUCUAAACUGUGAAUAUUUGUAUGUGUUGUCCCAGUAUUGUGGUUGUGA
Messenger RNA from Notothenia coriiceps (black rockcod), 1523 nucleotides. It is a transcript of the gene hoxa4a, whose product is annotated as homeobox A4a. Lineage: Eukaryota; Metazoa; Chordata; Actinopteri; Perciformes; Nototheniidae. Bases 54 to 800 code for a protein of 248 amino acids. Gene Ontology annotation, cellular component: nucleoplasm; nucleus. Gene Ontology annotation, molecular function: DNA-binding transcription factor activity, RNA polymerase II-specific; RNA polymerase II cis-regulatory region sequence-specific DNA binding. Gene Ontology annotation, biological process: anterior/posterior pattern specification; embryonic skeletal system morphogenesis; positive regulation of transcription by RNA polymerase II. The transcript is spliced from 2 exons. The record is from RefSeq and is a predicted model, not a curated record.